Molecule: messenger RNA, 1555 nt
Organism: Ylistrum balloti
Lineage: Eukaryota; Metazoa; Mollusca; Bivalvia; Pectinida; Pectinidae
Exons: 17
Biological process (GO): protein phosphorylation
Molecular function (GO): ATP binding; protein kinase activity
Source: RefSeq, a predicted model, not a curated record
AUGGAGCGCUAUGACACUGUCCACAGACUAGGGUCUGGAGGCUGUGGGUCAGUGUAUCUGGUCAGACACAGAGACAAUAAGAGGUUAUAUGCCUUGAAAAAAAUUGAACUUGAUGAAAGGAAAAAGACCAGAACCAAAGAAUUUGUACAGAAAGAAGCAAAUAUCCUAUCUCAACUAAAACAUCCACAUAUAGUAGCUUACUAUGACUCGUUUUACGAGGGCGAUGAAUUUCUCUACAUUAUCCAGGACUUCUGUGAUGGAGGCACAAUGGAUGACAAAAUUACAGAUGUUGCAAAAAAAAACCAAUACUUUGAAGAAGCUGUUAUUAUGGGUUGGUUUGUCCAGCUCAUCAUGGCUGUUCAGUACAUACACUCACAGAAAAUUCUUCACAGGGACCUGAAAACAGAAAAUGUGUUCCUCACUAAAAGAAAUGUUGUAAAGAUUGGUGACUUUGGAAUAUCUAAGGUACUAGAUCACACUAUAGACCUUGCGAAAACAGUUGUGGGCACUCCAACAUACCUCAGUCCUGAAUUGUGUCAAGAUAUCCCUUACAGUUCAAAGUCAGAUGUAUGGGCUUUGGGAUGUGUUCUUUAUGAGAUGUGUGCACUGAAGCCUCCAUUUGAUGCACAGAAUCUAAUCAGCCUCUUUAUGAAAAUCAUCAAAGCAGAAUAUGAGAGAAUUCCUGAUCGUUAUUCUGAUGAUCUUCACGGGGUAGUGACAGCAUUGCUGGUGAAAACACCGGACGAUCGUCCCAGUGCCAGUGUGAUUGUAAACAUGCCUUACGUACAGCGACACCUAGCAACAUUUAUAGAGGCAAAUGAGUUGUUACGACUACAGAAAGGAGUCCGAGAAACGCACAACAGGUAGUUUUCCCACCUAAUUACUUACGAUAGUGUCUCUUCUAAAAACCCUCAGAACAGUGGAAAUGUGACUCCUGUUGUGAAGAGUAAGUUCAACAGAUCACCUAGAAAAGCUGAAGGAAGAUCACCAAAACAACAAGACAGUGGAGUGAGCUGUAAUGAUGCUGCGGAAGUCCAAUCUGACUAUUCUGAUGAUUUUGAUGAAUCUUCACACUCAGAUUUAGAAGAAGAUAUUCCAGAAGAUAUUCAAGAAGAUACGUCAAUGCCUUCUGUGGACAAGUCAGAAGUACAAUACCCUGGGUUGGUUUCAAAUAUACCAGAUGAUGUUUCAAAGUUAUCUGAAGAUGCACUGGAAGUUCAAUAUGCCGACGAUUUUGAGGAGUAUGAUUCUAGUGAGGAUUUAGACCAGAUUGUGACGCAGGCUAAAGUAGCACAAGAAGUUGCUCCUGAUGAUGAAUUCUUCUCAGAUGAUAAAAUGCUGGAUCACCAUCUCACACAUACCAGAUUCUUCAAAAAACAGUGUAUAGAUGCCUUAGGGGGUCGCAAAAUAAGCAACGUAGGAAAAUUGAUCCAGAAUGGCACCUUGACAGAGUCUGAUUUCAGAAGAGAACUUCGCCACACUGUUGGGGACUCCACAGAAAUCUGCCAUCUUGAUAUUGGAGAGCUUGAUGAAGGAUGAUUGAUGGAUUUUGUGU